Molecule: messenger RNA, 651 nt
Organism: Prorocentrum cordatum
Lineage: Eukaryota; Dinophyceae; Prorocentrales; Prorocentraceae
Source: the annotation of a GenBank genome assembly
AUGCUCAGCCCUCGCGCGAUGCUUCAAGAAGGUGAAGCGGUUCUCGCCGAGCAGGGGAAGGGCGAGGCGGUGCGCCCCGAGUCGGACUGGCCCAGCUCGGCCCCCACGCGAUGCCCAACGUCAGAGCUGGUCGCCUUCGACGACGACCAGGACGCCGACGUGCACAAGGGGAGCUGGGGCGCCACCGCGCACCGGAGCGACGAGCCGGCGCCACUCGAGAAGGCGCUCAUGGAGGCGGUGCGCUCCGUGGGCCAGCGCCCCUGGAGGAGGUCUGCGAUGCCAGCGCCGAGGGAGGCCCCGCUCAGGCGCCUGCGGUCAGAGGUGUUCUGGGAGCAGAGGGCGGCUGCCGCCCAGCGGCCGGCGUGCUCGCCCUGGGAGCUGGGCGUGCGGCAGCGCCGCCCGUGCCUCGAGGGGAGCGACGUCCUCGGGCCAGCGGCGGUCGCGCCGCCAGCAGCAGCAGACGGCGCCAGCGGCGAGGGCGCCGCCGGCAGCCCCAGGAGGUGGGCGGGCGCCGUCUCCAGGGAGUUGCGCCGCGGCGCGCGCGGGCCCGUUGCGCCGCCGGUCCCGCCGCCAGUCCCGCCCCCCUCAGCAGCGCUCGGGGCCGCUCUGAGGUCGCGGAGCCGGUCGUACCACUUGGCUGGGAGCAGCUAG